AUGCAUCUUCUUGGCAAAUCUGUACGUUCGACGCUAUUCAUAGCUGGAGGCCUCUUGGCCUACAUUACAGCUGCAGCGGAAACGCUAGAUAGCGCUGCUAUUACCGCUGCCUCGAUCCCUACAGAGAUAUCGGCCUCUGUGAGCUCUUACGGGAAUAUCCUUACGUGCGCAAUUCUCACUGGCCUCUUCUGGGGCAAAGUCGCAUAUCCUUCCUCCACCAGCUACGGCGAAGAGAAUGCAUACUGGUCCGCAACUGCGAUCCUCUCCCCCACCUGUAUCUUCACCCCAACCUCCGCGACCGACGUCUCCCUCGCCGUCAAAAUACUCACCCUCUCCAAGGUCGAGUUCGCCAUCCGUGGGGGCGGCCACACCGCCAACGCCGGCUGGGCCAACACCAACAAGGGCGUUCUAAUCUCCCUCUCGGAGCUCAAGACCCUCAACGCAAAGAGCGGCUACGUCGAGGUCGGCGCAGGCCUACACUGGGACGAAGUCUACGAGUACCUCGAUGCGCGGCAGCUAAGCGUGGUGGGCGGGCGCAUGACCGGCGUCGGUGUCUCCGGGUACCUACUUGGCGGGGGCAUCUCGUACAUCUCCAACGAGCGGGGCUUCGGCUGCGACAAUGUCAAGAACUACGAGGUUGUUCUAGGUGACGGCCGCAUUGUCUCCGCAAACGCCCAGACCAACCCCGGCCUCUUCAAGGCGCUCAAGGGCAGCACCAACAACUUCGGCAUCGUCACCCGCUUCGACCUGUAUACAUACGCCAGCGCGGGCGUUUAUGCGGGGUCCCUCUACUACCUCGAGAGCAGCUUCGACGAGCUCUUUGAUGCCACGGCCGCUUAUGCUGUCAAUAAUACCGACAUCAAGACGCAUGUUAUCCCCGCGUUCGUGUCGUUGCCCGGCUACAACGUCGCCGCCUACUACGUCUUCUCGAGCGACCCGGUGACGUCCCCGCCGGCGGCGCUGGAGCCGUUUUUCGACAUCCCGGCGUUCACAGAUACUACGCGGAUCACAAACUUCACCGGCGCCACGGAAGAGCUGGGCGCGGGGGAUGUGUAUGGGAUGAGACACUACCUCCAAGCACUAACCAUCGUCGCCGACGCCUCGCUCUACAAGGACAUCUACGCGAUCUUCAAAGCUCUCAACUCCCCGCUCACAACGACCAUCACGGGCUUCCAGGCCUCUGGAGUGCUGACUUGCCUGAACUUUAAUUAUCGCUGGACAAAUACGACGGAUGAUGUGACUGUUAAGGCGGUUGCGGCGAAGGUGAUUGAUCAGGCGCGGGAGCUGGCGAAGGGGCGGGGGUUGUUUAAUCCUUAUAUAUAUUUGAACUAUGCGGACCCAGACGCGGAGGUGAUCGAGGGUUACGGCGCCGCAAAUGUCAAGACCCUGCAGGCGGCGAAGAAGAAGUGGGAUCCGGAGAAUGUAUUUAGCAAGUUGGUGAAGGGAGGUUUCAAGGUCCCUAUGUAG
Morchella importuna is the source of this 1467-nucleotide messenger RNA. RefSeq lists its product as uncharacterized. Bases 1 to 1467 code for a protein of 488 amino acids. The transcript has 7 exons. Gene Ontology annotation, molecular function: FAD binding; oxidoreductase activity. The record is from RefSeq and is a predicted model, not a curated record. NCBI's taxonomy places the organism in Eukaryota, Fungi, Ascomycota, Pezizomycetes, Pezizales, Morchellaceae.